AAGAUGUAUUACGAGUCAAACUACGUACGAGUUAAUCAUAAAUGUGCACCGGAAGUUAUCCCCCUUUUCAAACCAGCAAAUUGUUGAAACCAGACGCUUUUUUCUACACGAAGUAAUCAAAGGCCAUCACGUCCACAGAACCGAAAUUAUGCCACCAGUUAGAACGUCGAUGACCAAAAGAGCGUCCAGGAAGCGGAGGGAGACUAUAGGAACCCCAUCGAGAGGCAGAGGGCACCGGUGCAGGCAAAGCACUAGGCCCAGGACAAAUCUCUCGCCAACACGCCGGGUCCCGGCCGAGGCAACAGGCGCCGAUGGAAUUCCCCCAGAAACACUUCCUCUGCCAUCCGAUACUAUACAACCGACGUUGACACCACAAAUAGAACAAAGCAUCCCUGGAAUCCCCAGUGGAAGCGGACACUGGAAUGUGGACCCAUGGGGAUACCAUGCACCCAUCAGUGUAGGAAAGUGCGAGAAGCCAGAGCCUUUGACCAUCAAGGACUAAUUACACGCUUACACCAGUUCAUUAGACUUUCUAGUGCAUGUAGUGUAAAUCAACUACCAUGAACACUUUCAUAACAG
Messenger RNA from Saccostrea cuccullata (small rock oyster), 579 nucleotides. RefSeq lists its product as uncharacterized. The transcript has 2 exons. The record is from RefSeq and is a predicted model, not a curated record. NCBI's taxonomy places the organism in Eukaryota, Metazoa, Mollusca, Bivalvia, Ostreida, Ostreidae. The coding region runs from base 149 to 502 and encodes 117 amino acids.